This is a messenger RNA of Cucurbita pepo subsp. pepo (vegetable marrow), 581 nucleotides long. The record is from RefSeq and is a predicted model, not a curated record. Lineage: Eukaryota; Viridiplantae; Streptophyta; Magnoliopsida; Cucurbitales; Cucurbitaceae.
AUUUAUAUACCCAUCCUCGCUCGCUAACAAGUCUUUGGGUUUUCUAGGGUUUUUAGUUCCUCACACUCGGCUGGAAGUUCCCUUCCUCUUAUCCUUCCUGCGUUUCUACAGCUUGAUUCGUAAAGAUGUUUACGGCGAGGAAGAAGAUCCAUAAGGAUAAUGAUGCUGACCCCUCAGAAUUUGAGGAAUCUGUUGCUCAGGCACUGUUUGAUUUGGAAAACACCAACUCCGAGCUUAAAAGUGACCUGAAGGACCUUUACAUCAAUUCUGCAAUUCAAGUCGAUGUUUCUGGUAAUCGCAAGGCAGUUGUGGUCUAUGUCCCAUACAGAUUGAGGAAGGCCUUCCGCAAAAUUCACCUNGCGGGGGGGGGGGCACUGUUUGAUUUGGAAAACACCAACUCCGAGCUUAAAAGUGACCUGAAGGACCUUUACAUCAAUUCUGCAAUUCAAGUCGAUGUUUCUGGUAAUCGCAAGGCAGUUGUGGUCUAUGUCCCAUACAGAUUGAGGAAGGCCUUCCGCAAAAUUCACCUGAGGCUUGUUAGAGAGCUUGAAAAGAAAUUCAGUGGAAAGGUGGGGAGAUAG